This is a messenger RNA of Pseudomassariella vexata, 4164 nucleotides long. Its product is annotated as E3 ubiquitin-protein ligase. NCBI's taxonomy places the organism in Eukaryota, Fungi, Ascomycota, Sordariomycetes, Amphisphaeriales, Pseudomassariaceae. The record is from RefSeq and is a predicted model, not a curated record. Gene Ontology annotation, biological process: DNA damage response; protein polyubiquitination. Gene Ontology annotation, cellular component: nucleus. Gene Ontology annotation, molecular function: ubiquitin protein ligase activity; ATP binding; ATP-dependent chromatin remodeler activity. Bases 1 to 4164 code for a protein of 1387 amino acids. The transcript has 2 exons.
AUGAAGUUUAGAUAUUCAGCCAGGACACAUUCCAUAAAUCUGGCCUCAAAUUCGCAAUCACCGGUGCGCUCGUUCAAGUCUGACAUUCACCUUGGGAGAGCCAAUCCCACGAAGUCCCUGGCCACAAUCUUGCAUGUUGCAACUAAUACGCGAGAUGGCAUAUCCUCACCUCAUGGCAUUUGGACUACCUUGCAAAUUGAAUUUGAGAGACAAGGCGAUGAAGAUUGUCUCAAGUUCAUAUUCGAGCUGAAAUGGAAUCAGUCUGGUAUUGACCAGGGAGUGCGCAGCAAGGCACAGCGGACCCUGAGUCGCCAGGUCCAAGACACUUUUUUUCCAAAUCAGACCACCGCAGCUGCCGGCGCAUCUGAGGGUCUUUUGCCUCGAGCGUUCUACGAAGCAGCUUUCAUUCCAAGAAAGGAGGAAUACACGGAUCUCUUGUCACUCUCUAUACCUCAUCUCACGUCAAAGCUCUAUCCUUUCCAGCGCCGAGCAUUACAAUGGUUGUUGAGCCGCGAAGGUGUUCGUUGGAUUGAUCCUGGUUCUGACUGUUCAGCUGGAGCUGGACUCGAGUCUCACCCCAUUCAACCCACUUCGGACCUUCCAUUGUCUUUCACCGAAGCGAAAGAUGCCGAUAGUCGUACCUUCUAUCUCAGCGAUCUCUACCAUGUAGUCACCCGAGACGUCGAACCCUUUCAUGAGCUAGAAACGUCCAUCAGAGGUGGCGUACUUGCCGAGGAGAUGGGCCUCGGGAAAACAGUCGAGACUAUCUCCAUGAUAUUGUUGCAUCAACGACCGCCACAACCGGCUCUGGUUUUUGACAACUACACUGGCUCAAAAGUGCGCCCGACCGGUGCGACUCUCAUUGUUACUCCAGCAACCUUGAAAAAUCAAUGGAUCUCCGAGUUCGAUAAACACGCCCCUCACCUGCGUGUCGUCGAGUAUCGCGGAAUCAAAGCCUACAAAGGACGUGAGGAUGAGCUCCUCACAGAGUUGGCUGAGCAUGAUGUUGUAGUCACCACGUACAACGUCCUACAAUCUGAGAUCCACUUUGCGGAAACCCCGCCAGAACGUUCAAUGCGGCAUGAAAGGAGACAUCCUCGACCCAAGUCGCCAUUGAUGCAGCUCUCGUGGUGGAGAGUAUGUCUCGAUGAAGCUCAACUGGUUGAGAGCGGUGUGAGUGCCGCGGCCAAGGUCGCGAGGUUAAUUCCUCGAGUAAACGCUUGGGGAAUCACCGGUACGCCUGUCAAGGAAAAUAUCAAGGAUCUAUGGGGCUUGUUAGUUUUCCUUCGAUAUGAGCCCUUCGCCUCUUAUCCAGCAGUCUGGGACGCCGUUACAUCAACGCACAGGGCACUGUUCAAGACAAUCUUUCAUCGCAUAUCACUUCGCCAUACCAAAAGAGCAGUGCGAAGUGAGCUCGCUCUGCCACCUCAGAAACGCUAUGUCAUCACGAUGCCGUUCACAGCUGUCGAAGAGCAACACUACCAGUCGCAAUUCCAAGAAUUGACGCAGAGUUGCGGCCUGGACAAGCGGGGUGCUCCUUUACAUGACGAUUGGGACCCAGAUGACCCAGCUAUCCUCGAGUUGAUGAAGCAUGCUUUAGCACAGCUCCGACAAACAGUGUUGCAUCCAGAACUCGGCCCUGGGAGGCUUCGUGCCGUAGCUCAAAAAAACAGGCCGCUUCGAACGAUAGAAGAGGUCUUGGAGGCUAUGAUUGAGCAGUCGGAGUCUGCUAUCAGGACAGACCAACGAAACUACCUCGUGAACAAGCUAAAGAGAGGUCAACUCUUGGAGAACUCGCCCAGGGUCCGAGAAUCGCUUCAGAUUUGGCAAGAAGUCUUGGACGAGGUGAAGGUGUCUGUAGCAGAAAGCCGCGAACAGCUUCAAGCUGAAGUUCUCCAUGCGAAGCAAGCUGGAAUCGACGAGCUAGAUGACUCUCAGAGCAAGAGCUCCGAGAGCUUCAAAAAUGCGGAUGAGGAACAAAUCCGUACUCGAGUUGGGGAGGCACGCCGAAAAUUGCGGUCCGCCCUUGACAUGGAACACCGCGCCGUCUUCUUCAUCGCUAAUGCUUAUUACCAGAUGAAGUCAAAUGAGGAUAUGACGAAACCCGACUCUGACGAGUUUCGCCGCCUGGAGAAGUUGGAGGUUGAUGGCUACGAAUCGGCAAAGCAAAUCCGAAAAGAAAUCUUGCAAGAGGCAUAUGCGAAAGCCUCAUCGUACAUGAAAAGAUUGGCGGAGAGCGCUGAUACUCAGUCUUUCUCCGAAAUUCCUGGGUUCAAGCCGGUUGAAUAUCGCGGCCUUGAGAGCAGGCGGAUAUCGGAAAAUCUGGAGGCGCUUUGCUAUCUUCUGGAUAACCAAGCGGGCUUGAUCGACGAAUUUCGAGAGCAGGUUAUUCAAUUGCUUCUGCGCCCCCUGGUAGAUGAGGACGAGGAAGUAGAGGCUACAGGCGAAGAGUACGAAAACUCGACAAAAAUACAGGACUCUCUGAUGGCGUACACACAUGUCCUACGUGCGACUAUCGCUGACCGACAAGAUGCACUUAGUGGUAUUGUCAACAAUAGGAUCCAGCACGAAACAAAAGUUGCCGAGCGCCUGGCAAAGGAUGGAGAAGGUCCCGACCCGGAAAAGAUGCUGGAGCUUCUGCAGGAGCGAAAAGCACGCAAGCCAACACCACAACAAGGAUCGUUUCGAGGAAUUAUCUUGGAGAUGAGAGAAUUGGCCACACAGCUUCGCCACGAAGCCGCAAACGGCAGCAAUCGUGCCCAGGUCGAACUGGACAUCGUCCAGCAGCAGCUCAAGAUGACACAAGACCAAGUUACGGACCAGAAUAAAGCAGCUCUUGCUUUGGAAAAGGAGCUGGAGCUAUUCACUGCCGCCAUGAAUGCGCGAGUGGAGUAUUAUAAACAACUCCAAGUAGUUUCUGAUACGGUUGCGCCAUUCGAAGUUCCUGAAGAUCAAAACAUCAGCGUCAAAACACUUAUGGCUGGGCUUCUUGCGGAGGAGCAAGCUUUCCAACACAAAGUGGCAAGUGCCGAGUCCAAGCACCGUUAUCUCCUUCACCUCAGAGACGCAGGUCAGAACUCGCAAGAACCCAAGUUCUGUGUCAUUUGCCAGUCUUCGUUCACGCUUGGUGUUCUCACCAUCUGUGGACACCAGUUCUGCAAAGAAUGCAUGACUUUGUGGUUUAAGGCACAUCACAACUGCCCAAUUUGCAAGAGAAAGCUGGAUCUGAACAUGCUGCACGACAUUACGCUGAAGAAGCCGGAGUUCAAGCUCCACACCGAACACAACGCAAUGCCAAUCCCUGAAUCAUCACACAAAGCAAGGAACAAAAGGUCGGGCAUCUAUUCCGAGUUCAGUGACGAGAAGCUCCAAGCCAUCAAAAACAUUGACAUUGAUGGUCCUUCCUUUGCCACCAAGGUUGACACGCUGAUCAAACACGUACUCUGGCUCAGAGGGGCAGACCCCGGUGCGAAGUCCAUCAUAUUCUCCCAAUUUAGAGAAUUUCUCGAUGUUGUUAGGCGAGCCUUCACUCACUAUCGCAUUGGUUUCACAUCCUUCGACGCGAAGGAUGGCAUAUCCCGUUUCAAAGAAGACCCGGGCGCGGAAUGUUUCUUGAUGGACGCAAGAUCUCAUGCUUCUGGCUUGGACCUCGUCAACGCUAACCACGUGUUCCUGUGCGAGCCAUUGCUCAACACAGCGCUGGAACUUCAGGCCAUUGCCAGAGUGGACCGAAUUGGUCAAGAACAUGAAACGACAGUGUGGCUUUACCUCGUCCAAGGGACGGUAGAGGAGUCAAUCUACAACCUCAGCGUCCAGCGACGAAUGGAACACAUGGGUCGGAACAGCAAGGGCAAGUCAAGAGAGUCGACACCAGAGAUAUCGGACCUCAACUUGGAAGCCGCCAACUCAUUGGAACUCGAGCAGGCGGCGCUGAAAAAGCUCAUGAGUAAGGAGAAACAACUGGGGGAGGAGAUUGACAAGAGCGAUCUCUGGGAAUGCUUGUUUGGGCACUUGUCGGACGGGAGACUCGGGCGGCAGGAUUCGCAGGCCAUGGAUGAGCGGUUCAAUAACGUGGCUGUGAGGGGAUUCCUCGCUGCCGAGGCGGCCGAUGCGAGGAGAGAGGCCCGAGAAGCGGGGGAGCCCUCCGGGUCCGCAUUAGCCUAA